GUCGCACACGGCAACGUUCACCACAACUACUUGCACGAUGGUGAGCACCACGCUCCAGCCGCCGCACGAGGAACUUCAAUAUCUUAACCUCAUACGUACCGUUCUUGACACCGGCGCUGUACGGCCAGACCGUACAGGCACCGGUACACUCUCAAUCUUCGCUCCACCACCUCUGCGUUUCUCUCUGGCGGACUCCACAUUUCCCCUCCUUACAACAAAAAGAACCUUCCUUCGGGGCAUCGUGGAAGAACUUCUAUGGUUUAUUCAUGGGUCUACGGAUUCGAAGCUGCUGUCGCAGAAGGGCGUGAAGAUUUGGGACGGUAACGGCUCGAAGGCGUUUUUGGAGAAACGCGGGUUGGCACACAGACGGGAGGGGGACUUGGGUCCCGUAUAUGGGUUCCAAUGGAGACACUUUGGCGCAGAAUAUGUAGACUGUGAUACGGAUUAUUCAGGCAAAGGCGUGGAUCAGUUGCAGGAAUGCAUUCGGAAGAUCCAAGAGGACCCAACGGAUCGUAGAAUUAUCUUAAGUGCUUGGAACCCUGCAGAUAUACCAUCCAUGGCUCUCCCUCCCUGCCAUAUGAUGUGCCAAUUCUACGUGCACCUUCCCACAUCCCCCGACGAGAAACCCAAACUCUCCUGCCUAAUGUACCAACGUUCCGCAGACCUCGGACUUGGGAUCCCUUUCAACAUUGCCUCUUAUGCUCUCCUCACACACAUGAUCGCACACGUUACUGAUACCGAACCUCACGAACUCAUCAUCCAACUUGGGGACGCACAUGUCUACCGUGAUCAUGUGGAGGCAUUGGAGGUCCAACUAAAGCGAGAACCGAGACCUUUCCCUAAGCUGAAGUGGAAACGAAGGGUAGAGAAGAUUGAUGAUUUUUUGGCAGAGGAUGUCAUCGUGGAAGGCUAUGAUCCUCAUCCAAGUAUCGCGAUGAAGAUGAGCGUAUAGGUGUUCUGAAUAAUUGCAUGUUUCUAUAUACCGUUGGUUUGCUGUUCCAGUCGCGCUGUAUCCUGUAUCUCGUUUCUCUGUAGCUAAAGUAGAAUGUAUACCCAUUAGACCUCUG
Messenger RNA from Somion occarium, 1067 nucleotides. NCBI's taxonomy places the organism in Eukaryota, Fungi, Basidiomycota, Agaricomycetes, Polyporales, Cerrenaceae. The record is from the annotation of a GenBank genome assembly.